AUGGAUUUCUUGAAGCCAUUGAUUGGACUUCGAAAAGGCCAAAGCACGAAAGGGAUACAAGACCUCAAGAACUAUCUCGAUUAUCUCGGUUACUACUUAAAAAAUAACAACACUUCGUUCACAAAUAACAACUUAUUCGACAAUUCAUUAGAAUCCGCACUCAGAAAGUACCAAAAGUUUUACAAUCUUAAAGUCACCGGACUUCUCGAUCCACGCACCAUAGCAAAAUUGCACGAACCCCGAUGUGGGAUGCCCGAUUUUCACAACAAUAGUAUUAAUAAACUAAAUAGUGAUAAAUUUCGUGUGUCGUCUCACUAUGCAUUUCUCCCGGGUCGGCCCAAAUGGCGCAAGACUAAACUCAGCUACAUUUUCAAUACAAACGUUAACGAAGAAGCUAUAAUGGCGUUUGAGCGUGCCAUGAAGGAGUGGGCCCGUGUGACGCGUUUUACAUUUUUCCGGGCUAAAGACGUGGGCCGGUCUAAUAUUCGGAUCAGUUUCUUGCGUGGGCAUCAUGGUGACGAUUACCCGUUUGUUGGGCCGCAGCCUCGGGGCGGCCUGGCCCAUUCCUUUCCACCACCGAACGGGAGGAUUCACUUUGACGCGGCCCAGAACUGGUCGCAUAAUGGGGAUAGAAAUGCGUUUGAUGUUGAGACAGUUGGGCUACAUGAAUUGGGCCAUGUACUUGGGCUUGAUCACAGCAAUGUCCAACUGGCGGUCAUGCAUGCUAUAAUUGCUCCUGGUGAAAGAAAACAUUUGCAUGAAGAUGAUAUUAAAGGGAUCAAGGCGUUGUACAGAUUGAAAUAA
Striga asiatica is the source of this 804-nucleotide messenger RNA. NCBI's taxonomy places the organism in Eukaryota, Viridiplantae, Streptophyta, Magnoliopsida, Lamiales, Orobanchaceae. The record is from the annotation of a GenBank genome assembly.